AUGGGACAAUCUUCUUCAACGCAACGAAAUCGUCGUCACAGUAACCCUCCAGAACACUUUUUCUCUUUUCACGCGCAUCGAAGUCGGCUCCAUAGGGAUGAAGAUAUGAAUCACGGACACAACUCGGAUCACUCGGGGGAUUUCCAUCCCCCACAAGGAACGGAAACAAACCACGAGACAGGAGCCGUCCGGCCCGAAAUUUUGCAGCCACUGAUGUCUUCACUUGGCGACCAGCAGCAGAUGAGAAACACACAGGAAGAGAGUGGCUCUCAGCUUGAGCAAAACCAACGGGAAAGUCGCUCAGCCAUCUUUGCUCGUAUGGCAGCCAGAAGGCAGUCUACUAUGUCUCGUCUGGGUUCUAGGAUUCUGCCUAAUUCUGUUAUUCGUGGGCUGUUGAGCAGCGAAGAGGAAACACCCGCAGAAGGUCACGCUCACCGUCACGGUAUCGUGUCAAGGCCAGUCCCUAGGACUGAAGCUACACACAGCAGCAGUCGGUUUAGCCCGUUCGGUGGGAUCUCUAGACGACGCUCAGCACGGGGGCCUUAUCACAUCCCCCGCAGCGACUCAUUGCUUGACCCCUCCGGCCCUGGACCGUAUCUCGUUCCGCCAGAGAAUACGUCCGAAACUACAAGGAACUCGUGGCGACGCAGUACCCGACUGAACCGUAUGCGAAAUUCAAUCUCAGGCCCAAUAACACAUAUGUUCGGACAGUCAUCGAGUAUCUCUGGUCAAAACCUGGAUUCUACGCCGCAGUUACCCUUAGGAUCACUUCCCGGUGAAGACCACGAUGGCAUUCUUCCGUACCCCACAGCCAUGGAUAUGCGGAUGGAUUUUGACGAGCCUCACGAACUCGAUUCAGUGGAACCGGCGGUGGGCAGUACCCGUCCAAUUUCUCCCAUGUCGCAGUCAGCGCAGGGUUCUCCCGGCUUACGACAGUUUCCGGGUUUGUUGCGAGCGAGGUCAUCACGCGUGCUGCGUCGGGAGGAGCAAACGCCUUUGUCUCGUGUACUUCAGCUGGCCGCUGCCGCAAUUGCUGCCCAACUCUCUGGCACAACUGGGCCUGUCAUGCCUAACAUUCAAGCUCUUGGAAACGAUGGUCUUGACGGGUCACUUGAAAACUUUAUACAAAGCUUGCAGCAUGCAACCUCCGCACAGCAACCCACCCCAACUGAGACACCUGGCCCAGCAGGGGAUGGUGCUCCCCAGACUCCAGUCAACUUUCUGAGGGUGUUCCGAUUUGCCAACUCGGAUAAUGCUCGGCCCAGCGGAAAUACAGAACGCCCCGAUGCGGAUAGUGAUAAUGCAGGAAAUACCGGUUCCCGAAUGGAUGUUGACCCCCCUACCGAUGGUCCGGAAGGGCGUACAGUCACUUUGGUGGUGGUCGGUGUCCGCUCGGUCCCAUCAGGCAAUGGCCCUACCGGUGAACCGCAAGGCAAUCCCGCUCCUGGACUAGACGCACUACUUCGCCUGCCAUUUUUGACACCUGGAAAUAUGACACGGAGCCAGGAUGGCAACGCGGCCCCAUCAGCACGUGGUCAAGACCGACCAAGAAUAUCGCGGGCUCGCGAACUACAACGGCUUGACGAACUGUCCCGCGGUAAUGGUACACAUACCGGGGGUGAACCAGCUUCUCAUGGCCAUCUACAUCCCUCGCGGCGGUUCUCUGAUACGGCCGGCCGCGCUCCCCUCUCAUCCGUCCCUGCUAUUUUGUCGGAGAGUCCUCCGGGGCCCAAUCCACCCCCGUCAACGCCAGCCGAACCUGGGCUAUCAGCCGUGUCAUCUGGCGCCUCUACCCCAAGUCGAAGGCCGUCUGCCGCGUCUGCGAUGUCUCCUAACAUCUUGCCUCAACUUGAUGAGACUCGGACAUUACAGCCCACAGCUGAGUCGGUCGCAGACGGCAUCCCGCCAACUGCAACACGCCAGCGACGUCGUAGUGACUCGGAGUACGCGCGUCAUCGUGACCUAGGAUCUGGUGCGGUCAGACGCAACGGCGUGGUAGAACCUGACAAUGGCACACCACCUACGGGCAGAAGCUGGCUGAUCUAUGUUGUUGGAACAAAUUUGUCGGAAAACCAUCCUGCUUUUGCUACGCCGAGUCUCUUCACUGAUAACCCAACAUACGAAGACAUGAUUUUGCUUUCGUCUCUUCUCGGCCCGGUCAAACCACCCGUAGCUACUCAAGAAGAUCUUACCUCGGCUGGCGGUAUGUUCCGUCUGGUCGAGUACGGAGGCACCCUCGUCGCGGAGGCUUUGGAAGGUACCGGUAGCAUCCAUCUACCUGAGGGUGAACGUUGCUUGAUCUGCCUAAGCGACUACGAGGUGGCCGAUGAGCUUCGACAACUGAACAAAUGCGAGCAUCUGUUCCAUCGGGAUUGCAUAGAUCAGUGGUUGACAACCGGCCGUAACUCCUGUCCUUUGUGCCGCGGUCAGGGUGUGGCUGAAACGUCCAGCAAUGGGUCGACUACCGAAGCGCCAAAUGCAGCGGCAGCGUGA
Molecule: messenger RNA, 2493 nt
Organism: Aspergillus homomorphus CBS 101889
Lineage: Eukaryota; Fungi; Ascomycota; Eurotiomycetes; Eurotiales; Aspergillaceae
Product: RING-H2 finger protein
Exons: 3
Coding region: 1-2493 (830 amino acids)
Biological process (GO): protein ubiquitination
Molecular function (GO): ubiquitin protein ligase activity
Source: RefSeq, a predicted model, not a curated record